UGCUCCACAGCUGUGCAUCUCCCUGGUACAGUCAACACUCCUCCAGAGAGACUGUUGCUGAAGGGAAAGCUCAGCCGGGUGACGUGGAAUAUCAUCGAGCUGAAAGGAUGAUGCGGACAACCCUCUUGCUGUGCCUGUGGGCCCUCUCCUUAUCUUAUGCUCAGUUGUCGGAGACAGAGGAGGCAGGAGGGGAGGAGGAAGCUGUUGAGCUCUUUACCACUGAUAGGACCAAGAUGGCUGCGGCCACCUCUGACUUUGGGUACAACUUGUUCCGGGCACUUGCGGGUCGCGACCCCAAGACCAAUGUGUUCCUAUGCCCCAUCAGUGUCUCUGCAGCCCUCACCCAGCUAUCCAUGGGAGCAUCUCCAGAUCGUUCAGAGAGGUGGUUGUACAGGGCUUUGAGGUACCACACUCUGCAGGACCCUCAGCUUCAUAACACUCUCAGAGACUUGCUGGCCUCCCUCAGAGCACCUGGAAAAGGCCUUAGUAUUGCUGCACGUAUCUAUCUGGCCCGCAGACUGCGUCUAAAGCAGGAUUACUUUGAUUUGGUGGAGAAGCAGUAUGGGGUGAGACCCAAAGCUCUGAUGGGUGGGGCUAAAGAUGUAAGCGAAAUCAAUGACUGGGUCAAACAGCAGACAAGUGGCAAGGUCAACAGCUUCUUGUCCAAGCCUCUGGGACGGAACGCUGGUGUGUUCCCUGUGGGUGCUGCUUACUUCAAAGGGAAGUGGAUAACUCGAUUCAGUCAGAGUGGAGCAAUGGAGGACUUCCAGCUUGAUGGAGAGGCGCCUGCCCGGAUUCCCAUGAUGCAACAGGACAAUUAUCCUGUGAAGAUGGGAGUUGACUCAGACCUGGGCUGCACAAUUAUUCAGAUCCAGAUGCAAGAUGACGUCAGCAUGUUUGUGUUCCUUCCUGAUGAUGUCACUCAGAACAUGACCCUGGUGGAGGAUAGCCUGACAGCUGAGUUUGUUCAGGACCUCUCGAUGACCCUUCACAACGUGAAGGCAGCCCUUACCCUACCUGUCUUAAAAUUCAGCUACUCUACUGAUCUCCUGCCACUACUCGCUGAACUGGGGCUCGACGAAUUUUUGGCAGACACGGACCUGUCUAAGAUCACAACUCAAACGGCAAAGCUUGGUAGCCUCAAUCAUAAAGUUGUCAUGGAGAUGGCUCCGGAGGGUACCCAGUAUGCCAGCUCCAGCCCUGCCCAAGCACCUUUGACAUAUCGCGUGGACCGCCCCUUCUUGUUUCUGGUGAGGGAUGAAGCCUCAGGGGCACUGCUCUUCAUUGGCAGGGUUGUGAACCCACGUAGUUUGAGGAUAUGAACAACACCCACACUCAAAUAUACUCACAAAUAGACACAGCACUCUUCGCAGGUCGUAGGAGGGGAUCAGCCAUCGUUAAAUUUCUGUUUCUUUGUCUCAUUAAUGCACAGUAUGAGAGGAUGAACACUUGACUAGAUUCAGCUAUUGGAUCAGAUAAUACAGUUUGUUAAUCCUAUAUGAAUACAAUGUAUACCAUUCAGACCUAUAGUCAAAAAACCAACAAGUCCUUGAAGUCUCAAGUUGUUUUCAGUGAAAGGAAUUUUGAAUUGAAAAACAGCUUUCACUAUGUUUGAAAAAAAAAAAUCUAAAUUAUGCUUAUCUGACACUCUUCUAAGAGGCCCAGACAAUACUUUAUGCUUUAAUCAAAGAAAAUAUUCUUCACAAUAUUGUGUAUGCAAGAAAUAAACAUUAAGGUUGUAA
Esox lucius (northern pike) is the source of this 1742-nucleotide messenger RNA. RefSeq names its product serpin peptidase inhibitor, clade F (alpha-2 antiplasmin, pigment epithelium derived factor), member 1 (gene serpinf1). Lineage: Eukaryota; Metazoa; Chordata; Actinopteri; Esociformes; Esocidae. The coding region runs from base 108 to 1322 and encodes 404 amino acids. Gene Ontology annotation, molecular function: serine-type endopeptidase inhibitor activity. The record is from RefSeq and is a predicted model, not a curated record. Gene Ontology annotation, biological process: negative regulation of endopeptidase activity; negative regulation of angiogenesis. The transcript is spliced from 8 exons.